AUGUCCUCGCCACAGCAACGGCUCACCUCUGUCGCAAACCAGCUAUCCACUCCUGGAGCUGCGCGCCAGAAGCUUCUCGCGAAAAACCCGGAUGAUGUGGUUAUCACCUACCUGGCCCGUACGCCGCUUACCAAGGCUCGGAAGGGUGGAUUGAAGGACACGGCGCUGGAUAGCCUCCUAAUUUCCCUCUUGACGACUGUUCGGGAAAAGUCCAAUAUCGACCCCAGCCUCAUCGAGGAUGUCUGCGUGGGCAAUGUCCUCUGUCCCGGCUCUGCCUAUGUCGCCCGCUCCGCCGUCCUCGCUGCUGGCUUCCCCGUGACUGCGGCUGCCUCGGUUGCGAACCGUUUCUGCUCGUCGGGUCUGCUGGCCGUUCAGAACAUUGCGAACCAGAUCAUUGCUGGGUCGAUCGACGUUGGUGUGGCUGUGGGUGCGGAGAGCAUGAGCACCAACGCCGACGGCGGCGCCCCGGAGAUGUCUGAGAAGAUCACAUCGCACCCUCUUGCCUCACAGAACGCCCAGCCCAUGGGACAGACCUCGGAGAACGUGGCUGCACAAUUCAAUAUCUCGCGCGAGCAACACGAUCGAUUCGCAGCGAACAGCUUCCAAAAGGCCGAGCGUGCCCAGAAGGCCGGUUGGCUCAACGACGAGAUCGUCCCGGUGAAGACUCAGAUCAAGGACCCCAAGACCGGCGAGGUGAAGGAGGUCGUGGUUGACAGGGAUGAUGGCAUCCGCUACGGCACCACCGCCGAGGGACUGGGCAAGAUUCGUGCUGCCUUCCCACAAUGGACCCCCAGUGCCACCACGGGCGGCAAUGCCAGUCAGAUCACGGACGGCGCCGCGGCUCUGGUGCUGAUGAAGCGCUCGCGGGCGCAGGAGCUAGGCCAACCGAUUGUCGGCAAGUUUUGCGGUGCUACGGUGGCGGGUCUGGAGCCCCGGAUCAUGGGUAUUGGGCCAUCGAUCGCGAUCCCCAAGAUUCUCAACAAGUUUGGCCUGAGCAAGGACGAAAUCGACAUCUUUGAGAUUAACGAGGCUUUUGCCUCGAUGGGUGUCUACUGUGUGAGCAAGCUCGGCUUGGACGAGUCCAAGGUGAACCCGCGGGGCGGUGCCAUCGCUAUCGGCCACCCCUUGGGCGCGACAGGUGCGCGCCAAGUGGUCACUGCGCUGUCGGAGCUGCGCCGACAGAACAAGCGGGUCGCGGUGACCUCGAUGUGUGUCGGAACGGGCAUGGGCAUGGCUGGUAUUUUUGUCUCGGAGCACUAG
Penicillium lagena is the source of this 1260-nucleotide messenger RNA. Its product is annotated as putative peroxisomal 3-ketoacyl-coA thiolase (Kat1). The coding region runs from base 1 to 1260 and encodes 419 amino acids. The record is from RefSeq and is a predicted model, not a curated record. Gene Ontology annotation, biological process: fatty acid beta-oxidation; phenylacetate catabolic process. The transcript has 6 exons. Gene Ontology annotation, molecular function: acetyl-CoA C-acyltransferase activity. Gene Ontology annotation, cellular component: peroxisome. NCBI's taxonomy places the organism in Eukaryota, Fungi, Ascomycota, Eurotiomycetes, Eurotiales, Aspergillaceae.